UAGUUGUUAUCUUUUCUGCCAUCUAUAAUAUUCUGUCUUCCUGGCUAGGUGAGGUGCAGCACCUUUCGACUGCUCCGAAAGUGGAUCUCACCGUACCAAAAAUUGUCUUACUACAUCUAAAUCGCUGUUGACAAGAACGUAGACAUUCAUGGCGCCAACAAUCCAUUACUAUUGUCCAUGCCAGUCUGUAGAGUCAAUUCAGACGCCUCCGCCUCCGCAUAUGGCGUCCUCCUCUGCUAGUUUCCACCCUUUGCAUAGCUUGUUCUUUUGCGAGGAAUGUGACGCUGUUCGGUGCAAUCGUUGCGUUUCGGUCGAAGUCAGUGGCUACUAUUGUCCAAAUUGCCUUUUCGAAGUCCCAAGCGCAAGCGUUCGCGCGGAAAAGAACAGAUGUGCUCGAAAUUGUUUUUCAUGUCCUAUAUGCCGGUCAACCUUGCAAGUAGUCGCGUCUGACCCACCUGAUGGCGGCGAUGGUCGGCCUUCCGUCUCUCUCAAUGGGACUCUGCCUGAAGUCGGGAUAACAUUCGAAAAACCAACUGGACUCGCUGCGCAGCUCCAAAAAUUUGAAGACUCUGCGCCCGAAUCCCUGGAGUUCGAGCGAUUGAAAGAGCAUUUUGAACCUUUCCUCCGUACAUCAUCUCUUUCUUCUUUGUCUCAUAUUCCGAGUACUUCUUCUCAUCAUCUUCCCACUUCGUCUGCUACAGCCGCUGCUUCCGCCGCGCUUGCGCGUGAUGUUCCCGGUGUUGCGAAGUACAACAAUCUUGCUCGCAGUCGUGUGGGCCGGGACAGAACGGCAAACAAAGACGAAAUGUCAGAGUACAAAAGUCGAAUGGAGAUCGGUGUCCUUGGUCAGAUAGGGUCUGAAGGAGAUGGUUCGGAUGUCGAGGCACUUCGGCGCAUGGAAAGCGUGGAGGAAAUCGCGUCACUUGAGCAAAGAUGGGGAAACAGCUGGACCACCUCGCUCAGAACAAGCGAUCUACGACCUCUCCGGAUUCCACUCCAUUCCAAAGUCUCGAAGCGAUGCCCAACUUGCAGGCACAUUCUCAUCAAACCUGAGCAGAAAGCGCAAUCUGUACGAUACAAAAUCAAGCUUGUAGCGGCUAAUUAUCUGCCAGCGAUGACUGUGGCCCUUCCGCACACUCAAGUGGCUGAUACCACGAGGCGUCCGCAGGCUAAGGUACCCAGUGCCUUGGAUGACAGGAAUACUGGUGCUAUGAUGGCGGGAAGAUCGUACCCCUUCCAUCUCGCUCUGACAAAUCCACUCUACGAUCCCAUACAAGUUCGACUUUCGGUGCAGCGAAUGCAUGUCACUGCAGUAACUAACAGUACUGCACCGGAGAAGGCUCGCAGGACACCCUUCGCAGUAUCCCUGCCAACCUCUUCAUUCCCUGUCGCUGCAUUCGCUGAAGCAUGGGAAUAUGACGACGACGACGAUAUGUUUGGGCUUGAAGACGAUGAGCUUGGUUUGGAGAUGGGUCGAACCCGAGACAAAGAUGGCAAAGGAAAAGUCAAGACUGUAGGAGUUUUGGAAAAGAGGGCCAAUGUUACGGUUGUUGGGGGUGAGGUUGUUAUCGGGAAAGAGGCUCGAGGCCACGUAAAGUUUAAUAUGCUUGUUUCUUACACCUAUCGAUCCGAUGACCCGCUUCCUUCGGAGGAUGGUGCCGGGACGCCUUCCCGCACAGUUGCGAAGACACCGGAAGUGAAGACAUUCACCUUCUAUACUGUCGUUGAUCUUGGUCCCAUUCUUCCUAGGGAAGAGAAGCUGGAUCCAGAUAUAUGAUGCUACGCCCUCAUGCACCUGUAUUGCUGCCACGCAUAGCUUAUGCCAUUUUUACCUCUACCCCAACAUCACAAUGGUGCAAGGCAAGUAAUCUUCCGCGAAAUUGAUCAAUCGAUCUAAGUAUGGGUACCUGUGCUUGCAUUGGUCCGACUGCGCUCUCAGAUCGGUGAGUUUGAGACUCGCCCCGUCUACAAUGAAUACUGCGGAUGGUCAGGAUUUAAACUUGAGUUUGGGGCCAAAUUAGCUCGGAUGGUUUUGAUUCGCGUCAAUCUACAGCAAGAUGAUAUAAAUGGUUCCUGAUUACAAUCGAUUUAGAAAAUUUGCGACAUAUACAACCGGCUGGUCAGAAGAAAAAAUUGUGCUAGUCAGAAUUCA
Suillus bovinus is the source of this 2152-nucleotide messenger RNA. Its product is annotated as dynactin p62 family-domain-containing protein. Lineage: Eukaryota; Fungi; Basidiomycota; Agaricomycetes; Boletales; Suillaceae. The record is from RefSeq and is a predicted model, not a curated record. Gene Ontology annotation, cellular component: dynactin complex. The transcript has 6 exons. Bases 149 to 1777 code for a protein of 542 amino acids.